AUAAACUGAUUAGAAAUAAAGUGGUUGGUUUAUAUAGCUUUAGAGGAUAAAGUUCAUCGACUACCCGUUCGCAGGGCUUCAUGGGGGAACGCCUGAACUCGGCGUGACUGGUUCAAAGUAUUACUUGAUUGCCUUUUUCAAUUUUGCCGGCGGACGCAACACCGCUUUGCCCUUUCAUGUCGUCGCUAUGGCCACCCAUGUCGCCUCAUUUUGUGUGCGACGAGCAAGACCUUUGCGAAUUGCAGCUUUGAACACUGGACAACGCACUUUGAGAACCCAACCUUUCCGUAUUCCUAGACCUUUCACUCCUCUAAAGCCAGUAUCUAUAUCCACCGCCGUCAGUUAUACAGCUUUCUCUCGCUUCACCCUUGCGUCAUUACCAUUGGCUCAUUUGGAACGAAAAUAUCAUAAACAUAAUAAUGAAAUAUCAACACCUGAAGACGUAGAGCUGCAGAAAUUAGAGCCGUCAAAACGAAGAGUCAUUCGAAUUCUCGACCGCAUUUUGGAAUGGCUCGAUAGGUGGUUUUUGGAACCUUUAUUGGUGUGCAAACGAUUUUUCCACGUUAUAUUGCUGUUUGCACCCAUUGCAAUCUGUGUACCGAUAGUUUUUAUCGGUGAAAGACACCCUGAUGAGCAAGACGAACGCUCAGGUACUCUCCUAUGGUAUGACUUGAUUAUGACUCAAAUGGAGCGCGCCGGACCAACUUUCAUUAAGCUUGGGCAAUGGGCUGCUUCCAGAACGGAUCUUUUUCCACUGGCAUUGUGUUCACGCCUGUCUAGACUGCAUUCAAGCGUCUCGCCGCACAAAUUUUCUUAUACCCGGCGUGUCAUUGAAGAUGCGUUUGGAGGGUUACCGUUGCAUGUGAUUUUUUCAGAUUUUGAGGAAAAGCCAAUUGGUGUUGGCGCUAUAGCCCAGGUGUACCGUGCAAAGAUUCGACCAGAUUUUGCCGAAAGCCAUAAGGAAGAUUUGUUCGCUAUUCAGGACAAUGUACAAUCACCAAAUAGUGUUCGAAUUCAAGACGAUGAGACGGGAGAGACUAUCAACAUACAUACAUCAGUUGCAGUCAAGGUAUUGCAUCCACGAGCUCGCAAGACUGUCACUCGCGAUCUGCAAAUCAUGAAAACGGUGGCUACUUUAUUGUCUUUCAUACCGACAGUCAAGUGGAUAUCGUUGCCAGAAGAGGUCGAUAAAUUCGGUGAGAUGAUGCAAGAGCAACUAGAUUUGCGAAAUGAAGGACGUAAUCUGAAAAAGUUUAACGAGCUUUAUGAGAAUAACCUUACCGUCAUGUUUCCUCGACCUAUGAUGCGGUUCACCACCAAAAACAUGCUGAUAGAAGAGUUUGCAAGCGGCAUACCUAUAUCAGUCUUUCUUGACGAAGCUCGAGAAUCCCAAUCCAAAAAUGAACCAAGUGCAGUUUUUGACCACAAGAUAGCUGAUAUUGGUUUGGAUGCAUUCCUCCAUAUGCUGAUUUUUUACAACUUCAUUCACGCCGAUCUGCACCCUGGAAACAUCAUGGUCAAGUUCUACAAACCAUCAGCCUAUCAUAAGUUCCAGCAAAUAUGGUCCAAGAUAAUGGGUAGAGAGUUGAAGGACGAUGGCGAUAUUGCCCUUGAGCGAAUAGAAGCUGUCUGUCACGAUCACAAACUGAUGAGGGAGGAACUUGCAAAGUUGAAAGACGAAGGCUACUCUCCCUGUUUGAUUUUCCUCGACACCGGUUUAGUCACAGAGUUAAACGAAGUCAACCGCCGCAACUUCUUAGACUUAUUUAGAGCCAUCGCCGAAUUUGAUGGAUAUAGAACUGGCCAGCUCAUGGUUCAACGCUGCCGCACUCCAGAGAUGGUCAUCGAACCUGAAGUUUUUGCACUGAAAAUGCAGCAUAUCAUCCUCGAUAUCAAGCAGCGCACUUUCCAAUUGGGACAAGUCAAAGUCGCCAACUUGUUACACACCGUCAUGAAUAUGGUCCGAGAUCACCAUGUUAAGCUGGAAGGAGACUUUGUCAAUGUGGUAGUGAGUAUCUUGUUGCUAGAAGGUAUCGGACGUCAACUCGAUCCCAAUCUGGAUCUUUUGAAGAGUGCCAUACCAGUUUUGCGUGACUUCAGUAUCAAGGAUGGCGCUAAAGGAGCUCUUGAACGUAUCAAGAGUGUUGAGGAUAUCAAGGGCGCUACGCCCUGGCUGAAGGUCUGGUUCUGGAUAGAGGCUCGCGAGUGGCUCGCGACCAACACGAGAGAAAACGAAUGGCUAACUAUGUGUGAUAUAUGCUGUCCCCCUAAUUCAUAAGCAACAAUGCAUGUUGUAUAUGGAUAACCCCGCUAAUUGAAAACACAAUAUAAUAAUAUCCUUUGCUAAUACAACCCUUGCUCAUUGGAGUAUGCCAGCCAGCGUUAGGCAACGUGUGAAUUGACAAUGAGCUACAGACCAUAGUGAGCCCUUAGGUGAGGAGAUGGAAUGCACAGGCGUAAAACGCAUGCCGGCAAGUGGAGCAUAAGCGUCAGUAGAUCUUUCGAUCAGGUAUUGAUUAUGUGAAGUACG
Umbelopsis ramanniana AG is the source of this 2530-nucleotide messenger RNA. RefSeq lists its product as uncharacterized. The transcript has 4 exons. Gene Ontology annotation, cellular component: mitochondrion. NCBI's taxonomy places the organism in Eukaryota, Fungi, Mucoromycota, Umbelopsidomycetes, Umbelopsidales, Umbelopsidaceae. The coding region runs from base 188 to 2278 and encodes 696 amino acids. The record is from RefSeq and is a predicted model, not a curated record.